UACCAUAUUCAAGGUGACUGUGGGGUUGAGUGAAUCAAAUCCAGAUGCUUAUAAGCCAAAAUUGCUCUCCAUUGGUCCUUACCAUAAACACGAUUCUAAACUUGGCUCGAUGGAAAAAUAUAAGUUGUGUUACCUACAACAGUUUCUUAAGCGAAAAGGGGGGAUUCAUGAUGUGGAAAGUUGUAUUAGUGAAAUGGAUAAACUAAAAGAUGAUGCACUUAAGUGUUAUGAUGAUAUAGGGGGGAUUGAUAUGUCUAUUGUUGUAAAUUUUUCAGAAAUGUUACUGCUUGAUGGUUGUUUUGUGGUUGAGUAUAUUCGAGAGCAUUGUGAAUUCAUUCUUGAUUGUGAAUCCAUUUUAAUUGAAGAAGACCGGAUUAUCAAGAGACGUUGCAUAAGAAAUCAACUAAAUCGAGACUUGUUGUUAAUAGAAAAUCAACUUCCUUUCUUUGUCCUAACCAAGCUUUAUGAAAUGUCAAAGGAGGAAGGCGAAGAAACAUUGUUAGAGAUGGUGAAGUGGACAUUUUAUCUUGAUAAAUCCUCUAUAGAGACCGAAGGUAAUGAAAAAAAUUUCAAACACAUAUUUCAUGUAGUACACAAGUGCAUGUCAUGGCGACCUUCAAAGUUGAAAAAUAAACCUAGCAAUAUGGCAGAUUCCCGUAGAAGCUUAUUUGGGAUCCAGUCAAAAAUACUUGGGAGGAGGAGAAGGAGAAAUAGGGAUGAGUACAUGAUGUGGCAUAAGGUCAUGCCAAAUGCAACAGAGCUUUCUGAAGCUGGAGUUAGCUUCGCAAAUGUUGGAAAUAUUUUUAUGAGGUCAUUGGACAAAGUCUAUGAUGAUGAUGUUGGGGAUAGCACAAGUUUAUUUGCUAUUAAGUUUGACAAUGGAUUGAUGACAAUCCCUUGUUUUCGAGUCGUUGAUGAGACAGAAACCCUCAUGCGAAAUCUUAUUGCUUACGAACAACAGUCUUCUGAUGUAUGUCUUAAAUAUUUCAGUGAUUUUGUAGUUUUCAUGGAUUAUCUUAUUGACUCGGACAAAGAUGUGAGUUUGCUUCGUAUGAAUGGAAUCAUUGUAAACAAGAUAGGAGAGGACAACGAAGUGGCUAGCGUCUUUAACAAAAUGGGGAAAGGGGUCGCCGUUUCAGACGACUUCUAUUAUGAAGAAGAAUGCAGAAAAGCCGUUCAACAUUGUGAACAAUCAUGGAAUAGAAUGAAGGCAAAUUUGAGGCACAAUUACUUCAAUAGUCCUUGGGCAGGAAUUUCAACUGUGGCAGCUAUCAUACUCCUCUUACUCACAGCUACACAGACUGUUCUAGCUUUCAUAAGUCUUUUUAACUAGUUGCUUUAAUUAUGUGUCAUUG
This is a messenger RNA of Solanum stenotomum, 1355 nucleotides long. RefSeq names its product UPF0481 protein At3g47200-like. NCBI's taxonomy places the organism in Eukaryota, Viridiplantae, Streptophyta, Magnoliopsida, Solanales, Solanaceae. The transcript is spliced from 2 exons. The record is from RefSeq and is a predicted model, not a curated record. The coding region runs from base 110 to 1333 and encodes 407 amino acids.